UCUCCCGAAGCAGAUCCUCUCAAAGAGACUCCCACGUACAAACACACACACGCACGCACUACAGCCGAAAAUCCCCUAUUUACGAGGGAAGAAGAGUGUGAGGGUUGCUUUGUGCGCUUUACUGAGUGGAAUUGCGGACUGUUUGUGGAGUUUUGGGACUGUUUUUGUCGUGUUUAAUCCUCCGAGGUAAUCUGGGAUUCUCGAGGCGGGAAUGAGAGAGAUGCGCUCGAGCGCUCACUGGACUUUCACUCUGUGAGGAUCAAACAGGUGAAAACAGCAGGACAAUACAGUAGAGAUGAGUGGCGAGUCGAGCCCGGGGGUGGUGACAACCCCUCCACCCCCCAGCGUGGGGAAACGGGAGGGUUACUUCGACCGCAUCAAUGAAAAUGACCCCGAAUACCUGCGUGCACGCAACAUGUCACCUGACCUGCGACAAGACUUCAACAUGAUGGAGCAGAAGAAAAGAGUCACACAGAUACUACAGAGUCCAGCAUUUAAAGAUGAGCUGGAGGGAAUGAUCCAGGAACAGAUGAACAAGGGGAAUAACCCAGCAGGACUGCUCGCUCUGCGGCAGAUCGCAGACUUCUUCAUGACCAGCUCCUUAGCCGGUUUCUCCACCUCCCCCCUCAGUUUGGGCAUGGUGACCCCAAUAAACGACAUGUUCAGCAUGGAGUCCAAUACUAUGGUGAAGGGAGAGAAACAGACCCGCUGCAAACUGGCCAGCCUCUACAGAAUAGUGGACCUGUUCAGCUGGGCCCACUUCACAAGCUGUUACAUUACAGUUCGUGUCAGUAAGGAGCAGGAUCACAUCCUCAUCAUCCCCAGAGGGCUGUCCUUCGCCGAGGCCUCUGCGUCCAAUCUGGUAAAGGUGAACAUUCUCGGUGACGUGAUCGAUCAGGGCUCCACCAACCUGCAGAUCGACCCGGCCGGCUUCAGCCCUCACGCUGCCAUCUACUCCAUGAGACCCGACGUGCGCUGCAUCAUUCACAUACGCACACCGGCCACUGCUGCUGUGUCGUCUAUGAAGUGCGGCCUGCUGCCCAUCUCUCAGGAGUCUCUGAUCCUUGGUGACAUUGCCUACUACAACUACCAAGGCAGUGUAGAUGAGCCAGAUGAGCGCUUGGAGCUCCAGAAAGCCCUCGGACCGUCAACGAAGGUGUUGGUUUUAAGGAAUCAUGGAGUUGUAGCUCUCGGGGAGACCAUUGAAGAGGCCUUUCACUACAUUUACAGCGCUCAGUUUGCCUGUGAAAUUCAGGUCAAUGCGUUCUCAUGCGCUGGAGGAGUGGAGAACCUGAUCUUGUUGGAUCUGGAGAAGUUUAAACCUCGUACACAGGGGGUGGCAGAAGCCGGGGUCAACUACGGCUCCCCGCACAAGUGGAGGUUGGGAGAGCUGGAGUUCGAGUCGCUCAUGAGAAUGCUGGACAACCUGGGUUACAGGACGGGCUACACGUACCGGCACCCCAUCGUGCGGGAGAAGCCGCGACACAAGAGCGAAGUGGAGAUUCCCGCGACAGUGACGGCGUUCAUGUUCGAUGACGACGACACUCCACGGUUCCCUCUGAAGUUGCUGCAGCAGCGACAGCAGAGAGAGAAAACACGCUGGCUCAAUUCACCCAACUGCUACAUGAAGGUGAACGUGUCGGACGGGGCCAGCGAGGAGAACGGACGCACCAAGACCAUGUGGAUGAAGUCAGAUGAUGGCGGUAACACCAGCGGGACUCCGAUCCGCAUUGAAGAUCCCAACCAGUUUGUUCCUAUGAACACAAACCCCAGUGAAGUUCUGCAAAAGAGAAAUAAGAUUCGCGAACAGAACCGGUUUGAUAUGAUGACAGCAGGGCCGCAAUCACAGCGGCUGGCAGGGAUUGUGGUGGAUAGACCGCCGGGACAGUCGCCAGUUAAGCCGUACAUGGGCGAUUGCGAGGAACAAAUGGUCCCUCUUCCUCCAAACCCCUUCAGCGACCAGAUCGAGAAAGAGAUGAACGACUACCAGAAGAGAGUAGGAUUAGACGAUGAAGAGCAGCUCACGUCAGACGACGCUUCCACGCUCUCUCAGUCAGUGUCCCAAACUCAGUCUCCUCACCACACUCCAGCCAAAGAAGAGAACCACACCGGCGUGAUGCUGAACGGCAAAGACGGGCACGGCGAUGAGGACGAGCUCAUCAAGCGUGUGAGUCAGCUGACCACCAGCGUGGAGAGCGUGGAGAUCGAGGUGCGCUCGGGAGAGAAGAUCGAGGAGGCACUGACGCCCGAGAGCUCGCCCUCCAAAUCCCCCAACAAGAAGAAGAAGAAGUUCAGAACCCCGUCCUUCCUGAAGAAGAGCAAAAAGAAAGAGAAAGUGGAAGCCUAGAGAGAGAGAGAGGGGCUCCAUGCCCACUUCGUCUGUCUUUCUGUUUGUCGUUUUAUGUUCUGAGUUUGUUUUUGUUAAGGUUAUGUAUGACAAAAACAUGGCACGUUCUAUUGGGAGUCGGUGAAUAGAUGGAGUAACAUCCGUUUUUCAGAGAUGUGCCGUGUUCACGUGAUCAUAAGAUGAGUUUUAUACAGGAAGAGAAGCGAGGGAAACUCCUGGGAAACUGGCUUCUCUCGCCUGAUGGACUGAAAAUGUUUCUGUACACAAUUUCCUAAUGAUUUUAUCUCGUUGAUGAGCCCAUACUGCAUUGUUUUUUUCAUAUUGUAUGUUUAUUAGAUUCUCACACAGACCUUUUAUGAGCCCCUUUUCUAUCCGCCACGUCAUCCCUCAUGGUGUCAGUUCUGCUUGCGUUGUUUCUCCAGCUGUGGGUGGACGGUGGGCGUAAUUGGUUGCACUACACAGGAGACGCUGAGGAAUCACACUGGAAACCGUUCUGGGGUUAUUUUAACAGGGUUUGUUUUAUUUGCUUCCACUUAGCUGUGAUUGUCGGUGUGAAAUUGAGCGGCGCGCGUGAUGAUCCUGUGUAGAGCCGCUCCAGCCUCCUCUCCGUACUGUUCUUUGCCAAACGAAAAGGUUUAAUAGCAUAAAAAGCAGAGCAAUCACGUUUUAGUGAACUGUAAUUUUGGUUUCGUGAACAUCCACUCUUUAUCUCUAAUGAAAUAUUUUAGCUUUUUUUUAAUUAUUAUUAUUAUUAUUGAAACAAUUUAGGUUUUAUCCAUUCAGUUUUGUACUCGUUUCUAUACUUUAACAACGUAAAAA
This is a messenger RNA of Rhinichthys klamathensis goyatoka, 3166 nucleotides long. It is a transcript of the gene add3a, whose product is annotated as adducin 3 (gamma) a. Lineage: Eukaryota; Metazoa; Chordata; Actinopteri; Cypriniformes; Leuciscidae. Gene Ontology annotation, cellular component: plasma membrane; postsynaptic density; cytoskeleton. The record is from RefSeq and is a predicted model, not a curated record. Gene Ontology annotation, biological process: barbed-end actin filament capping. The transcript is spliced from 16 exons. Gene Ontology annotation, molecular function: actin filament binding. Bases 296 to 2347 code for a protein of 683 amino acids.